This is a messenger RNA of Diatraea saccharalis (sugarcane borer), 980 nucleotides long. NCBI's taxonomy places the organism in Eukaryota, Metazoa, Arthropoda, Insecta, Lepidoptera, Crambidae. The record is from the annotation of a GenBank genome assembly.
AAAUGUUACAGAUUGUCUCGCUGUACAAAAUGUAACUUCAUGAUUAAAUACUUAAUUCACCGAUUAUUUAAGGUACGACUUCACGAAAGGAUGCUACAAGAGCAAGCUAAGAAGAUGAACGUCAAGUCGUUGGCUUCUAAUAAGGAGGAUGCCAGCCGCAGCGUGGAGAUCAGGAUCGCGAAGGUGGCAUUCACAAUAUUCUUCCUGUUCGUGUGUGGGUGGACACCGUACGCGUUCGUCGCCAUGACUGGGGCGUACGGUGAUAGGAGUAUACUGACACCAGUGGCCACCAUGAUACCAGCUGUAUGCUGCAAAAUAGUUUCUUGUAUAGACCCCUGGGUGUAUGCCAUCAACCACCCAAGAUACAGGGCUGAACUUCAGAAGCGCGUUCCUUGGCUUGGAGUACGUGAAGCAGACCCUGAUAGUGCAUCUACCGCAACGAGUGUCGUUACUGCCCAAACAAAUCCACCAGCUGAAGCUUAAGCGUUUAUUGAAUUGACUAAAGAAAAUACGAAAAAUUUACGCAAUCGGAACAAACUUGAGAACUGGAACGAGAUUUUGUCGGAAUAAAUCCCCCAGCUUAUCUUUUGGAAAUAAUCGUUAUUUUGUUAACUAUUUAAAUUUAGAUUUAAGGAUUUGGCCUUAUUAAUUUAACGAAACAAUUUUUUUAACAGAAUUUGUUUUGAAAACAAAAUUUGUACUUGGCAUUAUAAAAUGAAAUUGUCCUAAAGUAACAGUCCUCGAGUAUUAAAUUAUCAGCUAUAUUAUUAAUUAAUUUGAUGAUAUAUUUUAGUUGUAUCAUUUUCCGUAUUUAUUUAAAUCAACAAUGAAUUGUGUCCAAUGGAAGACAAAUAUUUUUUAUUUUUAAAUCCAUUGGUAUCUUCAAUUCUUCAUAUAUUAUAUGAAUGAAAGUUUUAAAAUCCCAUACAUUGUAAAUGUAAUAAUUGCUUGUAUACGAAUUACAACACUGACACGUGUUU